Messenger RNA from Galendromus occidentalis (western predatory mite), 1584 nucleotides. RefSeq names its product multiple inositol polyphosphate phosphatase 1. NCBI's taxonomy places the organism in Eukaryota, Metazoa, Arthropoda, Arachnida, Mesostigmata, Phytoseiidae. The transcript is spliced from 9 exons. The coding region runs from base 96 to 1571 and encodes 491 amino acids. The record is from RefSeq and is a predicted model, not a curated record. Gene Ontology annotation, molecular function: acid phosphatase activity; inositol phosphate phosphatase activity.
AUUCCACGUUCUCACUUGCCGGGUAGCGGGUCCCCGGAUGAUCUAGUCAACGUGGAGAAACUUGAAGUGCUCGACUAUAGGAUCGAAUCGUCGUCAUGCGACGCGCCAUAAUUUUCGGUGUGGUGGCCGUUCUUGUUGCGAUAGCUAUCAUCGUUCCCGUAGCUCUGUACUUCAAUAAAACACAGGAUCUGUCGUGCUAUCCGGAAUUCGACGGGUCUGAGUCGUGUUACGCCACGAGCAAAGCGUCUGCUUACCGUUGGUAUGGCCCAAAAACCGACUACACUAUCUGUACUGGACUCAGCGGGAGCGAUGCGAAGCAGGUCAAAUACCCGGGCUGCACCCCCAUCAUGUUGUACCUAUUCAAUCGACACAGCGCGCGCUAUCCAGACCCUGACGACGUAGAGAAGAUGCAGGGCAUUCUAUACCGUGUACGCGAUCUGACCAUGGAGGCUGCUGCGAAAGGCAAAGUGAAACUGUGUCAGCAAGAUAUCGAGGAGCUGAGAAAAUGGAAGCCCACCUAUAGCACCGUGGAGGCGGCUGAGGCCAUGAAACAAGGCGAGACCGACGUCCAUCAAAUCGCUGACAGAUUCAAGAAGAUGUUCCCGACGCUCCUGCCGUCGAAGUAUGCUCAGGAACAGUUCAAAUUCGGAAUCUCAAAUAGAAUACGGACGAACCAAUCAUUGUACGCCUUCAUCGAACGGAUUUUCGAUCCGUCUGAGAUGGACAGCGUCGUCUACCCUAAGAAGGACGUCAGGCUCAUUUCAUUCCAUAAAACAUGUGAACGCAAAGUCUGGCCUAAUCGCACGAAGCCUAGUCGUGAGAUGUUCACGGAGCCGGAAGCGUUCCGUAAAAGCCCAAUCGCGGAUCGUUUCGCGCAGAACGUCAAGAGUCGUCUCGGCUUGGAAAACACAAACCUGACCUAUUCCGACCUGCGUCAAAUCGCUGUGGAAUGCGCGGUCGCAUUUACAGCGGACCGAGAGUCACCCUGGUGUGCCGUGUUCUCGAAAGAAGAUAUGAUGGUCCAAGAAUACGACGAUGACAUCUACGAUUUCUACAAGGAUUCAUACGGCAGGCCGCUCAACCCGAAGAUGGGGUGCCCGAUUGUGAACGAAGCCACUGGACUCUUCACGACCGCCAUGAACGAGCCUGAAAAAUCCCACAUCAAAUCCGUUAUUUACGUGGCACAUUCAAGAGAUUAUAAGAAGCUGCUGGGCUCGUUCGACUUGUUCAGGGACGAACAGCCUCUGACUUCAGGUUCACUCUUUGUCAUUAAAGGUGACUACUGCACGGACCGUGUACAGAACAGACAGUGGCGUGAUGCUAAGAUGUCACCCUACAGCGCGAACAUAGGAUUCGUUCUAUUCAAAUGUGAAGGCACAUUCAAAGUCCUCACCUUGAUCAACGAGAGACCAGUGAAGCUGCCGAAAUGCUCAUAUCCAAAAGACGACUUUCUCUGUGAUGCGAGGGAGUUCAUCUCGAAAAACCGCUUCUCGAAUUGUAAUAUCGAUAAGAUUUGCGUGCCGAAAGCCAGGACGGAACAAUGGCCAGACUCGCACUGGGAGGAUAAAUGAAAAUCUCCGUGUA